AGGUCGGCCGCGCUACGCUUCGGUGCUCGGGUGGUUGCGAUCGUUCCUUUUGAAGUUCUCUAGACGCGACAAAGGUUGUUUCACGCGUUGUCGAAGCGCCGAGAUGGUGGUGUACUGCUCGGUACCGCAAUGCAACACCUACCACGGUGAGACGGGCGCAAGUUUUUAUUAUUAUCCGCGCGACAGGAAAGUCAGAAAGGAGUGGCUGACCAAGUUGAAAAUGGGCAAGACGAACUCGAAAAGCUCUCGCGUAUGUAGUAAGCACUUCGAUGAAAGUGACUUCGUGUACCCUGUGGGCUACAAGGUGCUCGGCUGGAAGAGGCGGUGGCUGGCUCCUGGAGCCGUUCCAACCAGUAGAGGUCCUACUACAAGUGUUGCUGCAACAGGGGUGGCUCCGGAUACAAGUGCCGACAUGACAGAGGAAGCAACAAUCACGGGUGUGUUGACUACUGCAGUUGUCUUUCUGCAUCAGUGUCGCUGA
This is a messenger RNA of Ixodes scapularis (black-legged tick), 481 nucleotides long. RefSeq lists its product as uncharacterized. The record is from RefSeq and is a predicted model, not a curated record. NCBI's taxonomy places the organism in Eukaryota, Metazoa, Arthropoda, Arachnida, Ixodida, Ixodidae. Gene Ontology annotation, molecular function: sequence-specific DNA binding. The coding region runs from base 104 to 481 and encodes 125 amino acids. The transcript is spliced from 3 exons.